AGUUCUGCCGUGUAUUUGUCGUGUAGUGGGUGUAUGCGCAUAUUUCAAUAUCAUCAGCGGGUUGUUACGUGAUUCACGAAAGUUUACGAAAGUUUCAAACGUUGUGACGUGAGUUUUUUGUGGAGUUUUUUACAGUUGGAAAGGUUUUUAAAAUUUCGUAACAACAGUGAUCAGUGAACUAGAACAAAAAGUAAUCAAAGCUACAUCUACAGCAUUGAAUAAAUCGCGAAGCAAGCUGGUUCUUAUACUAGGUGGCGUUUGAGGUGGAUCGUAUAACCACAACUUCGAAUAUUGUACAACUACAAGGUGGUGCGUCAACAUGAGACUGGUAAUAUUUUUCGCUAUUCUAUGGAUGAACGAUGCAACCUUCGCUCAAAUUCGCUCAAGGAGUAAAUCAAAACCGAAAGCAGUCAAACCUAACAGUUUGUGCAGCUUAGAACCCACCGAUACUAACAGUAUACGAUGUUUCUGUACUAAGGACAAGUAUCAAGUUUUGUCAGCAGAGUGCUGGAUAUUCGAACCGGUGAAUAAAGAUAGUUUAAUUUGGAGGCUGAUCGUUGAGACUCAGCCGUAUUUGUCAGAUUUCAGUAUAAUUGCAAGUCACCAAGGUCAGUUGAAAAGUAUUCCGCCGCAGUUUCUUCAGAAAAUGCUUUUUAUGAGAAACUUCACGAUAUCGUUCGCUCUUCUUGAUAAAUUGGAAAAGCACGUUCUUGCUAACUCGACAUCUAUACAAAAACUGACAUUAUGCAAAAACCAAAUUGAAAUACUGGAAAAUUUCUCUAUAGCCAAUCUACUUUCAUUGAAGGAACUCGAUUUGAGUGGUAACCGAAUUCGUUCGAUACCAAACUACGUUUUUUUCAAUGUUCCGGAAUUGAAAUAUGUGCGGUUGAACAGCAAUAACAUUUCGAAAAUUGAAGACAAGGCUUUCUCUUCGUUGGGAAACGUUUUGGAAUUGGACUUGUCGGAAAAUUACAUAUGCGAUAUAAAUAAUUUGACAUUCUUUGGAUUAUCAAAGUUGAAAGUGAUGGAUUUGAGUGUUAAUAAAAUAGUGAAUUUAGUUUCAAGUGUCUUUUCCGAGCUAUGGGAUAUCGAGGAACUCUACCUAGAUGACAACUACAUCGAAUUCAUCUCAAACAGAGCAUUCGACGGUCUUCGUUUUCUCAAAACUCUCAGCUUAGUAAACAAUCGACUAACUCGAUUUCCCGCUGGACUUUUUGCUAGUGUGUUCACACUAGUUAAUCUGGAUCUCAGUAACAACAGGUUGGAAACGUUGGUUUUUGAUUCCAUUGAACAAUUUUACAAUAAUUUGUUACACAAUGGAACUAUUGAUAUGAAAGGAAAUCGAUUCAGCUGUGAUUGCCGUUUAGAUUGGGUCUACAGUCUUCACGACAAGACAGCACAAGCUCACAUUCGCAAUUCGUUAGAAGAGUUGCAGUGCUCAAUGAAUGCAGAUAAAACAACUGUAACUACAGAAGUAGUGGAACAUCUGAUUUGCUCACCUUCCUUGUUCUCCAAUUCAAUCGAAGAAACACUUGAUCAAAGUGAUUAUUAUGAUAAGGAAAACGAAGCUGAGAGUAGUAGUAAGGCAUUCUUAAUGUCGAUACCUCUAAAGGAUUUACCAUGUCCUGCGGAAUACAGACCAACGCCGAUUACGGUCAAGCAAGGCAGUCCGUCAGGUGUGGAAAUUGUUGACAGUGGUAGCUCAAGAAAAAUUCCAUUCUACUCAAUUAUAUUUCUCAUUAUAUUUUUAUUGUAAGGCUAAACGACUUUAUGAAGUUUGGGAAAAAUUCUGAGAGCCAAAUAAAGAGAGAGACAUUACAUAUUAAUAACAAUGAUCGUGGUACAUGAAUGUUAUACGUUCUUUAUUGAUUUCAAAUUUCAAAUUUGAGUAUCUACAAUAAUAAUUAAUACUAAACGGACGAGAGAGAAACUAGAGACAAAUUAGAUUCUAAUAUAAUCAGCAGAUAUUUUAUUUCGACGUUUUUUUUUAACUUAUAUCAUAUUUUUGUAUAUUGAACGGAGUCAUUCCACUUUUUCAGCAAGAAUAGAUUUCUUUGUUUUCUUCAUGAAUUUCCAGACUGGUAUUAGAGUCAGUAUUCUUUAACUCUAAAACAGGAAAAUAUGGCUUAUUAUAGGUUCAAUUUUAAAAUUAAAGCUCUUUUUUUCAAUUUCAAAGAGAUUCCAUGAUUAACUAUCAAAUCUAAAAGUUGAUUAAAACCAAUAGGUACGAUUCAAAAAGUCAAUAUUUGACCUGGUGGAUGGAUUUAUUACAAAAUACCCACUUUCCUCAGAAGAAUGUGACUUUUUUGUUUUGUUAUUUGCUAAGUAUGAAUCUCAAACCAAUUAAACGUUAUUAACAAACAAAGUGUGAUACAUUUUCCCUUUCCAACGAAGUAUCGCACUAUUGCUAUUAAAAAAAAAAUCUGAGGUGGUUGUCAAGGUAAGAGGUGGGAAGCAUGGAAAUUUUUUAUGUCAUAAAACACCUUGAUUAGAAUGAAAAGUGAGGGGUUCACAUUUGUCUAAAAUAAUUCCUACAGAAAGCCAGACUUAAUAUCCGCAUCGUGGAAUUCUUAUCUCUUCUGAUCUUUUCAAAAAAGAUACUUGUCACUUAUUCAAAAUUCCUGUGAGCAAUAAAAUUGUAUUUCAUUUUCUGAAUAUCUCUUUCAAUAUUUAUUUAUUCCUAACGUACUGGAAUUAUUUUUUAUUUAUUUAUAAACAUUGUCCUAUACUUAAUUUAUUCAAACACUUUUCACUACACUUAACUAACUUAUAUAAAGAUCAACUUAUCACUAAUACUCAACUAACUAAUUUAAAUUCUUCAGUUACAUUUCUAUAUCGUUCUGUUAACUAUGACUAUUGGACAUUCCUAGAAAUGAGUUCAAAACAAUGUGAACAAAUCACUCGCUAUGAUAAAAACAUUCAUGAAAACAAAUACCAAACGUAUUCCGCGGUAUGUAAAACGUGCUGUGCCUAUAAUUUCAUUACACCGACUGGACCGGCUCCACGGCCCAUAUCGCGGACUUGUUCGUGAUAACGUCUAAAUAAAUGAUGAAUCUAUUAGUCUACUAUAAAUAUAGAGAAAAUAUUCUGUGGUAUAAUCAAGCUUUCAGGAUAUUUCAAAGUUUCACCAAUCAUAUUCAUUUCCGUGUCUGAGCUAGAAAAUGUGAUUUUCAUUUAUAUCAAUCAUUUUUUCAUAUAAUUCCAUUCACUUCUCUUGGUGUAAUUUAUUCAAGAAUUCUAAUGAUUCCAGCAAUUAUCACGAAUGUUCAUACAACUCAUUUCCUCAUGACCAAAUAAUAACAAUGUUUCGAAUUAUUCAUAGAAUUCUUUGUUUCCUAAAAUACUAAAAACAAAAUUUCACAAUUGUUCUAAAAACAAGUGCGUAGAAAAUUCAAAACUACUAUUUUAAAAUAAUCAAUUAUGCUUUCAACUGCCAACUACGUACUUAUUGUACACGUUAAUUGCUUAAAUUAUUCACGUCUGCAAAAAGUUUUAUGAAACUAAUGUUUACCUUUCAAAUCCGCAAACAAGUUUUUACAACCGAAUAUAAUAAUUGUGAACACAACCAUUCAGAACACGCAAAUAAUUUUUUACGGUUUUAGACCGUUUAUUUCCGUUGAAGCCCAUUUAAGAGGUUUUAUUUUUCAGCCCUCAUCAUUAUUACAAAUAUCACAACGUUUUAAUUACAGUGGACAUUUCUGAUGGAAAUAAUUAAUUCAUCUUUGUCAUCACUGCUACUCCAGUUUUAAUUCAAAUCAUAGUAGUUUUAUCGGAUUUAUCUUGUUUUCACUAUUAACAUCUGGCUGUCACAAAAAAUUAUCAUUAAAUAUAAACAUUUCAAUGUGUCCUUAUUUAUAUUUAAAGGUCCAUAUUCCAAGCGUUUUUACUUUGGUUAACCGUUUUGAAGUUUAAAUUUACGUAUUUUUCAGUUAUUUAGAUCAGAUUGACAGAUUUUGAAACGCGAUUAGGUAAAGUUCAUCUUUUGGAGAAUUCUUUAAUAUAGAUAAUUCGAGGGAAAUAAUCGAUAAAUCCUCAUUAGAUAAGCUAGUGCGUAAGGUCGUGAAACACUUUGACCUAUUGAUCUAUUGUCUACGACUCCUCAUUAGUUUCAUUUGAUACCACUCAACAUAACAUGUAAUCAAAGUAGUAUUUGAAUCUGCAUUGGUAUAUUGUUAGUGUGAAAUUAUCAUGAAAAACUAUCCAGAUAUGAUACAAGCACAUUUUGGUCGAUAUUGACAAUAUACAUAAUUUCACUCACCAUAGAAAAAAA
Diorhabda sublineata is the source of this 4270-nucleotide messenger RNA. Its product is annotated as connectin-like. The record is from RefSeq and is a predicted model, not a curated record. Gene Ontology annotation, molecular function: protein binding. The transcript is spliced from 7 exons. Lineage: Eukaryota; Metazoa; Arthropoda; Insecta; Coleoptera; Chrysomelidae. Bases 320 to 1756 code for a protein of 478 amino acids.